AUGCUGAUGAAGCGCUCUUGUCGGUCCGUUAUCUUCCGUUAUGCCAUCAAGGUCCUCGCCGUGGACGUGGACGAGGAGGCGCGCACAAGCCAGGGCACCAACACGCGUCUGCCUGCCAACUGCCAAUGGGCCGCAAUGACCGAUGGGGAAUCCCGUCAAGCCUUCGUCAUACAACGGUCACCACAUAUCAGCAAGCGGUGGUCUGGUCUCUGCUCGGCGCCCUUCUACGACUGCGUGCGCGACGCGCUGGUUCCCAAGCCCCUUGGGGGUGCCUGUUUGGGGAGGCGUGUUUUGUCUGGGGCGGAACGGUGGCCCGCUUGA
Heterobasidion irregulare TC 32-1 is the source of this 321-nucleotide messenger RNA. RefSeq lists its product as uncharacterized. The transcript is spliced from 2 exons. The record is from RefSeq and is a predicted model, not a curated record. NCBI's taxonomy places the organism in Eukaryota, Fungi, Basidiomycota, Agaricomycetes, Russulales, Bondarzewiaceae. Bases 1 to 321 code for a protein of 106 amino acids.